This is a messenger RNA of Synchiropus splendidus (mandarinfish), 2686 nucleotides long. RefSeq lists its product as uncharacterized. The transcript is spliced from 7 exons. The coding region runs from base 635 to 2569 and encodes 644 amino acids. Gene Ontology annotation, molecular function: signaling receptor activity. The record is from RefSeq and is a predicted model, not a curated record. Lineage: Eukaryota; Metazoa; Chordata; Actinopteri; Syngnathiformes; Callionymidae.
UCCAUCUUCACCCCGGCUACAAUACAUUUUGAAAGCUUAAUAGUUUCCCGUUUGAGUCUGUUUUCUGGAACUUGACGUAUCUGUUUAGCUCCUCCAUGUCUGUGCACGUGCGCGCGGAAGGCACCAAUCAAGGUGCGAGGGAGGACACGUUCGUUACAUGUCACUUUUACUAUCCAGAAAGGCGGUGUUUAAGUCAUUUCCUUAUUAAUAUAAUGUAAAAAAAUACAUACCACCCGCCUAAACCUGCCAUGGCGUCAAAAGGCGAGGUGUCAAUUGCUCGAUUGACAUCCGAUCCCGUUUCCUACCCUGGAGGUUCGAAAAGAAACGUCCUAUAUAAAUACACUAUAUAAGAUAUCAACUUUGUUGAACCGUGGAUAAAAUAUUGAUGGUUAAACCACCGGGCAGGAUUACUAUACACAUAGAUGGGCUUGCUGAUCGAAAAUAGAUAUAGAAAAGUAAGUGACUAAACAAACAAUAAAGCGCAGUUUAUUUGCGUUUUUCUGUUCAACUAUAACAUGGUCACUGUUAUGUGACCAGAUGAAGUGCAGCUCAAUGGGGUAAUGAAUAACUCCUGACAGGAACGGUGGUUCUUAUUGGCAGCUCUCCGGUUUAUGGCCGAGGCAGAGGUAUAUUAAUGCCCUUACAUAGAUGUGUGUUCGCUCAGUGUGCGCCGCUGCCGUCUCUGUGGGUUGGAGGCCAGGACUGUGUUGUUUGCAGGAUGUUCAGGCUAGUGCUGCUGCUGCUCCUGUCUCUGUAUGGGUUGCAGGCUGCCCCCAUCGCCGCUCCUAAAACUUCGCAGGAGAAACCUCCAACUGUCCAACUGCCUGAUGGAUUCCGACAGGGCACAGAGAAUUCCCACAUCCUCGGACAGAUCCCAGAGGACUUUCGACAAGGCACCGCACCCUCCCGCAGAUUCAUUGUUGACCAGAGCACAGGCCUGGUGAAGGAGCACGUGAGUGAGAUGGAGAGGAGAGCAGAUGCCGUCCAACCUGCUUUUGGAAAUGGGUUUGGGGAGAUGGAGAGAAGGCACUGGUUGGCAGAUGAUGUCACUGAUGACGUCCCAGUGCAGAAGCUCACAGGAGGCUGGAUUCGAGUUGAGGAACCCUCUGCUUCUUACCAACAAGAUGGUUUCAGACAGGGAACAGAACCCCACAAGUCUAUUCCUGAUGGUUUCAGACAGGGAACAGAACCCCACAAGUCUAUCCCUGAUGGUUUCAGACAGGGAACAGAACCCCACAAGUCUAUUCCUGAUGGUUUCAGACAGGGAACAGAGCCCCACAAGUCUAUUCCUGAUGGUUUCAGACAGGGAACAGAGCCCCACAAGUCUAUCCCUGAUGGUUUCAGACAGAGAACAGAGCCCCACAAGUCUAUCCCUAAUGGUUUCAGACAGGGAACAGAACCCCACAAGUCUAUCCCUGAUGGUUUCAGACAGGGAACAGAACCCCACAAGUCUAUCCCUGAUGGUUUCAGACAGGGAACAGAACCCCACAAGUCUAUCCCUGAUGGUUUCAGACAGGGAACAGAGCCCCACAAGUCUAUCCCUGAUGGUUUCAGACAGGGAACAGAACCCCACAAGUCUAUCCCUGAUGGUUUCAGACAGGGAACAGAACCCCACAAGUCUAUCCCUGAUGGUUUCAGACGGGGAACAGAACCCCACAAGUCUAUCCCUGAUGGUUUCAGACGGGGAACAGAACCCCACAAGUCUAUUCCCGACGGUUUCAGACAGGGAACAGAACCCCACAAGUCUAUUCCUCAUGGUUUCAGACAGGGAACAGAACCCCACAAGUCUAUUCCUCAUGGUUUCAGACAGGGAACAGAACCCCACAAGUCUAUUCCCGACGGUUUCAGACAGGGAACAGAACCCCACAAGUCUAUUCCCGAUGGUUUCAGACAGGGAACAGAACCCAUCAAGUCUAUUCCCGAUGGUUUCAGACAGGGAACAGAACCCCACAAGUCUAUUCCCGACGGUUUCAGACAGGGAACAGAACCCCACAAGUCUAUUCCCGACGGUUUCAGACAGGGAACAGAACCCCACAAGUCUAUUCCCGAUGGUUUCAGACAGGGAACAGAACCCAUCAAGUCUAUUCCUGAUGGUUUCAGACAGGGAACAGAACCCGCUGAUCAAGUGAAGUCAUUUGGGGGCUUCCGACAGGGCACUGAACCCUCGACCAAAUGUGAGGGCCAAGUCAUCAAUGGUAACUGCUACGAGUUCAACCCUACACCCCUGGCCUUCAGAGACGCCCAGGACCGGUGCAGAGCUCUCGCCCCAAAAGCAGAGCUCUCCUCCGUCAGCAGCCGAGACCUGCAUUCCCGCUUGGUUUCACUGGUAACCCUGCAGAGUGGGAACAGGCCACCGCAGAUGUGGCUGGGAGGAACGGUCAAGAACCAGCAGGCGUCAUGGGUGGACGGAUCAGAGUGGACUUACAGCGACUGGAUGCCUGGUCAACCCAACAUACACACAGACAAACCAGUGUGUGUGGAGAUGUUUCACAUUGACGAGAGCUGGUGGACGGCUGCAGACUGCGAGCUGGAGAGAGCCUCCAUCUGUUCGUACCCGGUGUCUCCGUGACGACCUGAAAGACUCAUCGGCAGAAGUGGAAAUGAACGGCGAAUAAAAAACUGAGCACAAUGACGACUUGCGAGUGUAAAUGUCCUACCUUGCAAACACGGUUUCCAUCAGAGAAAU